AUGGACUGCUACCAGUCUGGACAGCAGGAGGAACAAACUCUUGGAGGCAAUACCAUUCAAUGCAGAGAAAUUGUUGAAACCUUGAGUGUGAAAUCUAGCAUUAUUCAGAAUAAGAGAAUUUACCCAGGCAAGAAACUCCAUCAAUACCCUGACUCUGCAGAAGCCCUUGGUGAAUCUUCACAUCUUAAGUCACAUGAGAGAAUUCUUCCUCAGAAGAAAUCAUACAACUGUGAAAAGGAUGAAAAUUCCUUCAUCAGGAGCUCUAACUUAGCGAGCCACAAGAGAAAACGUACAGGAGAGGGAUCCUAUGAAUGCAGUGACUGCGGGAAAGUCUUAAAUUCAAUCUCACAUCUUAAGAAGCAUGAGAAAACUCACAUUAGAGAGAAACCUUUUGAGUGUAGUCAGUGUGGUAAAGUAUUACAGAGCCAUGGGUCCAUUAAGUUGCACAUGAGAACCCACACUGGAGAAAAACCAUUCAAGUGUGAUCAGUGCGGGAAAUCUUUCAGCUCAAGCUCUUACCUUGCGCGUCAUAAGAGAAUUCAUACUGGAGAGAAGCCCUAUGAGUGCCAUGACUGUGGAAAAACCUUCCGAGAUAGCUCACUUCUCAGACAGCAUGCAAGGACUCAUUCAGGAGAAAAACCCUACCAAUGUAAUCAAUGCAACAAAACCUUCAGUAGAAACGCUAGGCUUACCAUACACCAGAUAACACAUACUGGAGAGAAACCCUAUAAGUGCAAUGAUUGUGGAAGAACCUUUAGUGUUCUCCUAUACUUUAAAAAACAUAAGAGAAUCCACACUGGAGAGAUAGUCACUGAAUGUAGCGUCUGUGGUAAAGCCCUAAAGAGUGAGGCAUCUCUUAAGACACAUAUGAGGAUACAUACUGGAGAGAAACCUUACAAGUGUAAUCAAUGUGGGAAAGCUUUCAGGCUGAGCUCCAACCUUGCCACACAUAAGAAAAUUCAUACUGGAGAGAAACCCUGUAAGUGCAAUGACUGUGGGAAAGCCUUCAGGGAUCGCUCAUGCCUUAAAGAUCAUGCGAGCAUUCACACUGGAGAAAAACCCUUUACAUGUAAUCAGUGUGGAAGAGCCUUCAGAGUGAAAUCUUUCCUCAUGUUACAUAAGAAAAUUCACAUGAAAAUGAAGUAUGAAUGUACGGAAUGUGGGAAAACCUUCCGUGGUCUCUUAUCUCAUGGAAGGCAUAUGAAAAUCCAUACCAGGGGCAAGAAACCUUUUAACUGCAGUGAAUGUGGAAAAGCUUUUAGCAGGCAUGUUUCCCUUACAGUACACAUGAGAACUCACACAGGGGAGAAACCCUAUGAGUGUAAUCAGUGUGGAAAAUCCUUCAGUGUAAAGUGUAAUCUCACUGUGCACAAAAGAAUACAUACUGGAGAAAAACCCUAUACUUGCAAGAUCUGUGGGCUCAGUUUCAGUAAACCCUUAUCCUUUCAGCGUCAUGAGAGAACUCAUGCCCAAUGA
Molecule: messenger RNA, 1476 nt
Organism: Capra hircus (goat)
Lineage: Eukaryota; Metazoa; Chordata; Mammalia; Artiodactyla; Bovidae
Product: zinc finger protein OZF-like
Exons: 2
Coding region: 1-1476 (491 amino acids)
Biological process (GO): regulation of transcription by RNA polymerase II
Cellular component (GO): nucleus
Molecular function (GO): DNA-binding transcription factor activity, RNA polymerase II-specific; RNA polymerase II transcription regulatory region sequence-specific DNA binding
Source: RefSeq, a predicted model, not a curated record